This is a messenger RNA of Notothenia coriiceps (black rockcod), 595 nucleotides long. It is a transcript of the gene arl15a, whose product is annotated as ADP-ribosylation factor-like 15a. Gene Ontology annotation, molecular function: GTPase activity; GTP binding. NCBI's taxonomy places the organism in Eukaryota, Metazoa, Chordata, Actinopteri, Perciformes, Nototheniidae. The record is from RefSeq and is a predicted model, not a curated record. The transcript has 4 exons. The annotation marks the transcript as partial.
AGGGCUGGACUCAUGUUGUUGACCUGAAAAUGGUAUGCUCAGCUACUCCUGAUCCUCCUCCGUCCAUUCAUUUACUCCAGAGGCUCGGCUUGUUUGUUGCCGGGGGUUACGCUUGUUGCUGGGCACAAUGUCGGAGCACAUGCAGCUCUCUCUUGCCUUGUGCAGGAUUGGGCUUUACACGUGUUUCCGGGCACUGUGCUGUAAAGGACCCCCGCCGCCAAGACCAGAGUACGAUGUGGUGUGCAUCGGCCUGACAGGUGCUGGAAAGACCAGCCUGCUCUCACGCCUCUGUAGUGAGGGCAGCGACGGCAUCGUCCCCACAACAGGUUUCAGCAUAAAGGCAGUGCCAUUUCCAAAUGCCAUCUUGAAUGUAAAAGAACUCGGAGGAGCUGAAAACAUCAAGAAAUAUUGGAGUCGUUACUACCAAGGAUCACAGGGCGUAGUCUUCGUAUUGGACAGUGCUUCAUCGGAUGAGGAGCUCGAGGCAGCACGGAACGAGCUCCACUCGGCCCUGCAGCACCCGCAGCUCUGCACACUGCCCUUCCUCAUCCUCGCCAACCACCAGGACAAGCCUGCAGCGAGGACGACCAACCAG